Messenger RNA from Alternaria rosae, 1080 nucleotides. RefSeq lists its product as uncharacterized. The record is from RefSeq and is a predicted model, not a curated record. Gene Ontology annotation, cellular component: cytosol; ribonuclease MRP complex; nucleolar ribonuclease P complex. Lineage: Eukaryota; Fungi; Ascomycota; Dothideomycetes; Pleosporales; Pleosporaceae. The coding region runs from base 172 to 954 and encodes 260 amino acids. The transcript is spliced from 3 exons. Gene Ontology annotation, biological process: intronic box C/D snoRNA processing; tRNA processing; nuclear-transcribed mRNA catabolic process, RNase MRP-dependent. Gene Ontology annotation, molecular function: ribonuclease MRP activity.
CCGGUCUACUCCACCUUACAAGUCUCACUUAUCUAGACUGAGGACUGACAAGGCUUCGGGCGCACUUCGGUCGGCUUGAAAACUACUUUUGCUGUUUCGACAUUGACGACGUGGCCAUCACAACGCUCAGUAGUAGGAGGAGGAAGGGGUCCAGAAAGCACACAAUUCGGCAUGGCACCUGCGACGAAACAAACCGCGAAGCCCAAUGCAAAACCUGUGUUCAAGACAUCGUCGCCAUUUUCUGAGACGCAGUGGCCUGAGAUAACACGCGAGGACGAAGAAGUCAUAUUAGAAUUGCUAUCCAAUCUUAUCACACCUUUAGGCGACCAUCGCAGAACCCAUAUCCACCCAUCCAAAGGCAAGAAGCGCAAACGUAACACCAAGACAAACGAAGAUGGCCCUGAUAUGCUCGGGAACACGCCCUCAUCACCGGAAAUUGGUAAUCACUUGGUUGUUGGCAUCAACCAUGUCACUCGGCAUCUAGAGGCCUUGGCUGCAAAGAACGCUCCGACUACAGUACCUGUUGCGUAUCCCAAGUCUACUCCAGAGGGCACCAAUGAAAAUACCGCGACAGCAGACCAUUCCAAAAACUCUCUCAGACCCUUAAGCAUGGUCAUACUAACACACCCCAAGCCCUCAUUAUCACCCGCACACGCCCACUUCCCAACGCUAGUCCACUUGUCGGCUCUCUCUCCAUCAUCUGCUUCGACCAUAUCCGAGGCAGCUACGAGGUUCAUUCCGUUGCAGACAACAGCAGAUACCCGGCUCGCGUCUAGUCUACACGUUCCCCGUGUGGGUGCCAUGGGAAUCUACGCAGGUGCGCCGGGAGCGAAAACACUGGAGCUAUACGUCCGCGAGCAUAUUGGGCUGACAGAGUGCAAAUGGGUCGACGAGGCUAUGAGCGCAGAGUGGAAGGGUUUGCAUGUCAAAAGCGAGAUACCUAGCUCAAAGUAGGCGAUAAUCUGAGGUCAAAACUAAUAUUGGGUUCUUUGGUAUAAGUAUAGUUCGACGGUCGUAACGCAUCAACAAAACGCCUGCAAUGCACAUCCUUCAAGUUCAAUAGCUACUCCUGGUAGACCA